AUGGCUGAACCAGUAUGGGGCGACAGCUACGCGGUGCCAUUUCUCCGCAUGGAGACGCGAGACCCAGUUUGGCGCGGCGCUGGAUUUGCUUGCCGAGCAAUUCGUCGCUGGUGGCGGCUGACAACGGACAGUCAUUAUCUCGCGUCGUCAGCAAGCCGGAGAACUUUUUGGAAGUAUUAUUGGGUUACGAUUGUUUUUUGGCUUGCUCUUUGGUUGUGCUUGUUAUGUGUGGGAACGGUUCAAUUUGUUGGUUUGGGUGCUGCCUUAAUCCAGGCGUUGAUGUUGUGCUUGCUGUUGUCCCCGGCAAUGGCGGCAUUGCCAACGACAUCCCUGUGGUCGGAUUUCUUCAUAUCCACCAUGUUAUGUGGAAUAAUUUGGUUCGUUUUCUUACAAGCUCCCAUGAAUGCUAUUACCAUGCAGCUCCCGUUGUUCAUUCUUUUGUGCUGGGCCUAUGGGUUGCACAGUUGCUUUGUCUUGCAGUUCAGCAUUUCUGGAAUCAUCUGCUGUUGCGUUUGCGCUCCAAGCUUGGAUUUGCUCAUACACGUCGAAGCCGUUGCGGUUAUGGUCCCAGUUUUCCUCCUUGAAUGGCAGUCUGUGUCCCAUUUCAACAAAAUGCAACAGGUCUUGAACGUUUUGACGGACGAGCAGUUGAUCGUAAACAGGAGCAGUGGCAUCGUUGUCAGCGUGAGCACAGGGGCGUCGGACUUAAUAGGCGAAGGCGCUGUUGGAACACAAGUAUCCCAAUUCGCACACAUCAGUGAUCGUGCCAAAAUGGAGCAUCAGUUCAGAACGAGCAGGGGGCAACCCUCGGAUAGCUUCCUAGCCACGCUUCACUGCAUGGAUUCAAACGGUAUACCCACGCACGAGUUCGAGGUUCGCAUCAUAACCUACGAGAUCACCGGGCAUCUUCUGCACAUCGCCCUUCAGCUCGUGGGCGAGGUGAGGCUGUGCCACCUUGACAAUCGCAGCGCCGAGCAGCCACCGAUGAGCAAUUCGAGCGCCGCUUUGGCCCUGACCGAGGGCCCCUCACUGCAGGGAGGUCGCGCGGCACCAGCUGCGCACCAAGGGCACUGGGGAGAUGGCCAGCAGUUGACAGUCCACGGAGAGGAAGAAGCAGCGGCCGCCGACCACCAGAGCCUCGGCCUGCUGCUCGGACAGGCGAGCAGCGAGCCGUCGGCCGUACACCGAGGGCGCCAGGGCGACGGCGAGACGUCGGGACACUGCGGGGGCAGCGAGGCGUCGACCUGCGCGGAGGCCCGCUGGAACGCUGGGAAGGCGGUGGGGAUGACGAGGUCCCAGCACCCGCGCGCCAAGUGGGCGGGGACGGCGGAGCGCAAGCCGCCCGCCAAGGGCGCGGCGUUGAGGCGCAGGCUUGCGGGAG
This is a messenger RNA of Prorocentrum cordatum, 1381 nucleotides long. The record is from the annotation of a GenBank genome assembly. Lineage: Eukaryota; Dinophyceae; Prorocentrales; Prorocentraceae.